AGGUAAAGCAUUUCCUUUAGUCGUUGUGAAUCGCUCACCCACCUGUUCACGGUGGAUAGGUAAGAGAAUGGGAAAGCUUCAGGAAUUCGAAAUAACUCUUAAUAACAACAAAACGGCGUACAGUCCCGGCGAAUCCAUCUCUGGAACUCUGAAAAUCUCAAUUACACAGCCCAUACCAUGUAAAGCAAUCAAAGUGAACUGCCAGGGCUUCUGUGGAGUGACCACCAAAUCAAAUGACACUGACUGGACAGAGGAGGAGCAGUACUUCAGCAGCUCAGUCUCAAUAGCAGACAAAGGAACUCUGAAAGAGGGCACGCACAAUUUUCCCUUCAAGUUUCUCUUGCCAGCUGCUGCUCCAGCAUCAUUUGAAGGGCCUUAUGGACGGAUUAUAUACAGAGUUCGGGCUUUCAUAGAGACUCCCCGUUUUGCAAAAGACUACAAGAUAGAGAAGCCAUUCUCUAUGUUGUACACAGUCAACCUGAAUGAAGUACCUGGUAUACAGGAACCUAGCUCAUCUUCUGUAACCAAGAAUUUCUCAUACAUGCUUGUGAAGAAUGGGACAGUGGUGCUAAAUGCUGAGAGUGACAUGCGAGGAUAUAUCGCUGGACAGAUCAUUAAAGUGUCCGCUGAGAUUGAAAACAAAUCUGAGAAGUCAACAGGCCAUGUGGUUGCCAGUCUAAUGCAGAAAGUGACGUAUAAUACCAAGAAGCCAACAAAUGACUUGCGGACAGUAGCGGAGGUUGAAGGACCUGGAGUUAAGGGUGGAAAUAAAACUGUGUGGAAAGAGCAGAUAAUUGUGCCAACUCUUCAUCAGUCCUCCCUGACAGAUGGAAACCUUAUCCAUAUCAGCUACUACAUUCAGGUCUAUUUGAAAUACCCAGAGGUGUCAUUAACUCUACCCAUUUACAUUGGAAAUGUCGCAGUGGAUCCCACUCUGCCUUCCUCCUCCCGGUCCAUUUCACCAAUGCCAGCACCACGCAACAACCCUGCCUCUGCCCCUGACCCUGCCUCUGGCCCUGACCCUGCCCCUUCUCCUGCUGCUGCUCCCGCUGAAACAGCCCUUCCCAGUCUGCCACCACGCACAACCCCAAAACCUGCACCCAAGCCUAGGCCUCGUAGCUGCUACGUAGUGUCCCCCAGUGCACCUCCAGCAGAUCUGUACCCUAAACUCCCAGGUGUGGCUAACUACAACGGGGAAUUGACAAAGAGUCCACAGUUAGAGUCAGGUUCCCAGGCUGCAGUGUCCCCUAAUGCAUUCAGCUACGCUCCUGGACUCAGCUUCAGACAGAGACAGAAUGGCCUAUCAGCACUGCCAUUGAGUUCAUCCUCCAGCCCUCAAGACACAAACAGAAAUCAAAUGUCCUCUUCAGCAAGCUUGCCUCCAAACUAUAGUAGUUCAGCAUAUCCACAUGAACCUCCACCUUCUUACGACGAUAGCUUCAAUACAUAGGAUGUUACCCAACCAAAGGAAGAAGGGAGAAAACAUUCAUAACACUCCUUUGACUUCAUAAUAAGUGUAGUCCUCAAGCACUUUCGAACCAAAUGUGUAAAUAUACAAAUUCUUCUGAGUUCUGAUAUUAAACCUGGUGUAAUACUUCAGAUGUGGUUUGGCAGCUAUAAUGCCAAACAGUUGGACAAUUUUCUUUUCAUUUUUGUCAUUGGAAAUAUUGUCUAUUGUUUUAUCAUGGAAGAGUAGUAAGAACUCUUUUACUAUCAGACUAUCCCUUGUUUUGGACAUGCUUGCAAUCACACAGCCAAGAUAUAUUUGCUUUUAUUCGUAUGUUCAGGCUUUGUUUUUAUUUGUUCCUCAUAAGCUACAGAAGGAUCCAGUUCUAAUUGAAAUGACAUUAUAUAGACCACGUUUGGAGUCCCUAAUCAUUGUCAUUAUACGAGACUACUGAAUAUAUUAAUGUUCUGUGGUAUUUAAUUAUUCUUUUCUGACUUUGAUAGUAUUUUCCCCUCCAGACAAUUUUAUCGCACACUACUUGAUUGUUAAAAAGUUUUUGUAUUUAAGCAGUGAUUUGCAUUUAUAUGUAGUGUACAGAUUAAUAAAAUUCUUUUUAAAAUCAAUGACAUGCAAAUUUGAGUUGAAUUGAAAAAACUGAAAAAAA
This is a messenger RNA of Pimephales promelas (fathead minnow), 2111 nucleotides long. It is a transcript of the gene arrdc1a, whose product is annotated as arrestin domain containing 1a. NCBI's taxonomy places the organism in Eukaryota, Metazoa, Chordata, Actinopteri, Cypriniformes, Leuciscidae. Gene Ontology annotation, cellular component: cytoplasm. The record is from RefSeq and is a predicted model, not a curated record. Gene Ontology annotation, molecular function: ubiquitin protein ligase binding; ubiquitin-like ligase-substrate adaptor activity. Gene Ontology annotation, biological process: protein transport.